Messenger RNA from Miniopterus natalensis, 1307 nucleotides. RefSeq names its product G protein-coupled receptor 83 (gene GPR83). NCBI's taxonomy places the organism in Eukaryota, Metazoa, Chordata, Mammalia, Chiroptera, Miniopteridae. The record is from RefSeq and is a predicted model, not a curated record. Gene Ontology annotation, cellular component: plasma membrane. Gene Ontology annotation, biological process: neuropeptide signaling pathway. Gene Ontology annotation, molecular function: neuropeptide Y receptor activity.
CUUGCAGAAUGAUCCCUCCCUGGGUGCUGCUCCUUUCCCUCCCCUUGGUGGGAGCCACGGAGCGCCCCGAGGGCCGGGAGUUCGCCCCGGGCCUGGCGGCGACCCUGGCCGCCCCCAACGCCUCGCACUUCUUCUGGAACAACUACACCUUCUCCGACUGGCAAAACUUUGUGGGCCGGCGGCGCUACGGGGCCGAGUCCCAGAACCCCACGGUGAAAGCCCUGCUCAUCGUGGCUUAUUCCUUCAUCAUCGUCUUCUCGCUCUUCGGCAACGUCCUGGUCUGUCAUGUCAUCUUCAAGAACCAGCGCAUGCACUCGGCCACCAGCCUCUUCAUCGUCAACCUGGCCGUGGCCGACCUGAUGAUCACGCUCCUGAACACCCCCUUCACUUUGGCCCGCUUUGUGAACAGCACCUGGGUGUUCGGGAAGGGCAUGUGCCACAUCAGCCGCUUUGCCCAGUACUGCUCCCUGCACGUCUCCGUCCUGACGCUGACGGCCAUUGCUGUGAACCGCCACCAGGUCAUUAUGCAUCCGUUGAAACCCCGGAUCUCCAUCACGAAAGGUGUCAUCUACAUCGCAGUCAUCUGGACCAUGGCUACAUUCUUUUCCCUCCCUCAUGCUAUCUGCCAGAAAUUAUUUACCUUCAAGUACAGUGAGGACAUUGUCCGCUCUCUAUGCCUGCCAGACUUCCCUGAGCCAGCUGACCUCUUCUGGAAGUACCUGGACUUGGCCACCUUCAUCCUGCUUUACAUCCUACCCCUCCUCAUCAUCUCUGUGGCCUACGCCCGUGUGGCCAAGAAGCUGUGGUUGGGCAACAUGAUUGGUGACGUGACCACGGAGCAGUACCUGGCCCUGCGGCGCAAGAAGAAGAAGACCAUCAAGAUGCUGAUGCUGGUGGUGGUCCUCUUUGCCCUCUGUUGGUUCCCUCUUAACUGCUACGUUCUCCUCCUGUCCAGCAAGGUCAUCCAUACCAACAAUGCCCUCUACUUUGCCUUCCAUUGGUUUGCCAUGAGCAGCACCUGCUACAACCCCUUCAUCUACUGCUGGCUUAACGAGAACUUCAGGGUGGAGCUGAAGGCAUUACUGAGCAUGUGUCAGAGGCCACCCAAGCCUCAGGAGGAGCAGCCACCCUCCCCAGUCCCUUCCUUCAGAGUGGCUUGGACAGAGAAGGGCAAUGGUCGGAGGGCUCCACUAGCCAACAACCUCCUUCCCUCUCCCCAACUCCAGUCUGGGAAGACAGACCUGCUAUCCGUGGAGCCCAUUGUGGCCAUGAGUUAGAGGAGGGUGGGAAGAGGCAAGGGGAGGGCU